Messenger RNA from Clunio marinus, 2623 nucleotides. The record is from the annotation of a GenBank genome assembly. Lineage: Eukaryota; Metazoa; Arthropoda; Insecta; Diptera; Chironomidae.
AUGACAAGGAAAUUGUUUAUUAUCGUAAUUUUAGUCAACUUAGUAUUAUUAAUAAACGCAAAUAGUCAAUAUUGUGUCGGUCAUGACACUUGUGAAAAAUGCAUGGACGAGGACAGCACUUGUGCGUGGUGUUCUGAUCGGCAAUAUGACAUGAGAAGAAGCCGUUGUAUGAGCCAUAGUGAUUUAAGAGAAGCAAACUGCCGCGAGGAGUUCAUUCAAACGAAUAAAUACCAUCCCAUCGAGAUAACAAAAGAUGAUGAUUUGCGUGAUUUCAACAAGGAAUUCGAUUCAGUGCAAAUUCGACCGCAAAGUGUUAAAAUGAAAUUGCGGAAGAGUCGACAACAAAUCAUCAGAAUGAAUUACAAACCAGCUCGCAAUUAUCCACUUGACCUUUAUUAUUUAAUGGAUCUCACAUGGUCGAUGAGAGAUGACAAGCAGACACUCGUUCGAAUGGGUGGCAGUCUUACUCAUUCCCUCAAAAAUCUGACAGAGAACUUCCGUCUCGGCUUUGGCUCGUUUGCUGAUAAACCAAUUUAUCCAUACAUAAACCCAGGCUCAGAAGAAAAUCCGUGCAAUCUCGUGCACGAUAAGUGUCUACCUACAUACGGUUUUAAGCAUAAAUUAGGUUUGACGGAUGAUAUUCAACAGUUUGUGGCAAAGGUGAAUGGAAGUGAGAUAACUGGCAAUUUAGAUAACUUGGAGGGUGGACUUGAUGCUUUAAUGCAGAUUCUUGUUUGUCGUCAGGAAAUCGGAUGGAAUGAUAAGACACGAAAAAUCGUUGUCUUUGCUUCAGAUGGUCCCAUGCAUUAUGCUGGAGAUGGAUUAAUAGCUGGUCUUGUAAAGAAAAAUGAUAAGACGUGUCAUUUGAAUGAGAAUGGAGAUUACAUGGCAUCGUUAGAUUACGACUAUCCAUCAUUGGAAGAAAUUUAUCGAGAAUUGUUGCGAGCAAAGAUUAGCGUCAUUUUUGCUGUUACAUCGGAUGUCAUCUUUCAAUAUGAUCAGAUCCAUGAAUUGAUGGAAGAAAUCACAAGUGUUGGCCAACUUGCUGUCGAUUCGUCGAAUAUUCUUCAACUUGUUGAACAAGGCUAUGCGGAAGCUGUCAAGAAAACUCAGUUCCAAGAUAAUUCCCCAGAUUACAUUAAACUUGAAUAUAAAACAACAUGUGGCGGAAAGUAUGAACCAGCACAAUAUACAAGCAAAUGUGAUAACGUUGAAAUUGGAAAUGAAUAUGACUUUGAUGUCGGUGUGACGUUGUUAAACUAUCCGGAAGAUGGUACAAGAAACUUGAAGAUCAAAGUCGAAGAAGCAAAUAUUGAUUCGGAAGCAAUGGAAAUAGAAAUAGAAAUCGAUUAUCCUUGUGAAAGUUGCACAGUUUUACCAGGUGAACCAGCAUCAGCAUUAUGUGAUCGACAAGGUGAAUGGAAGUGUGGAGCUUGUAUUUGUAAUAAAGGAUUUGUUGGGCGACAAUGUGAAUGCAAUUUGCAGGAAUAUUCGAGCACGAAAGAAUUGGAUAAUCAAUGUCGAGAGCUUAUCAAACAAGACAAUAACACGAUAUAUGGUCCAAUGUGCACAGAUCGUGGAGAAUGUUUGUGUGGUCAAUGCAUUUGCGAUUUGAAAUAUGAAGGGAAAUAUUGUGAAUGUGAUUCAUGUCCUUACUACAAUGGUCUGGAAUGUGGUGGAAAUGGCAUCUGCAAGUGUGGUAAAUGUGAAUGCUUGUCAGAAUUCAGUGGCGAUACUUGCGAAUGUUCAACCUUACAAACCAAUUGCAUCGCUCCAGACAACACAAAGAAAGAAAAUGACAAAGUUGUUGUUUGUUCAGGACACGGAGAAUGCAAUUGCAAUAAUUGUGAGUGCAACGAAAUGCAUUUUGGAAAGUUCUGUGAAAGCAAUUUAGAAAAUCAAACCAUGAAUUCACUUUGCAUCUUUUAUGAGCCAUGUGUUCAGUGUGUUAUCAACAGAAAAUUGGAGCGUGAAUGUUCCGACUACAACGAGAAAUGUUCAUCGCAAACUGAAGGUUUAUAUAAAUCAGAGUUUUACGAUGAUAUCUCGGAUGCGCCCAUUCAGUGCAUAGCACGAGUGAGAUAUGAUGAAGAUACAGUUUGCGAAUAUAAAUUCACUUACGAAUUGGAUGAGAAAUCUGAAACUAACAUUCGUAUUGCUGAUACGCCUUGCCCUGCCUUCAACGUUGCUGCUUAUUCAAUUAUUGGAAUUAUUAUUGCCACAUUUCUGAUCGGAUUAAUUAUCUUGUUAGCUGUUAAAUGUAACAUGAUGCUUGCUGACAGACGGGAAUUUGCCAAAUUCGAAGAAGAAAGGAAAAAUUGGAGAAUUUCUCAUGCAAGUCCGAUUUAUAAGUCGCCAAUAACAGAGUUUCGUAAUCCUCAAAAAGGAAGAGAAUCCCAGAAUGCUUUUGAAAUGCAACCAUCUCCAUCUCCCUGAUAAUAAUAAAAAAAUAAGAAUCUAAUGAAACAUGUUUCAUCUGAGCUUUAACAAGAUUGUGAGUUAUUGUAUCCUCGUAUUUUUAUUUUUAAUUUUAAUGGGAUGUUGUGUAAGAUGAAUGAUGAAGACAUCAUUUCCCUCUAAGAAACAUCGCUUGAACAAAUAAAAUUCUAAAGAAAUUUCAAAA